GAAUAAGCUAUUCUAAAUUCCUGACAAACGACGAACGAAACUGCCAGAUGAAAAAAUGAUAAAGGCAAAGAUUCUAGUUGUCGGACCGUGUGAGAGUGGGAAGUCAGUUAUUUCCAACUUCUUGGCAGAUGCAACAGAGACUUCUGGUGGAGAGUAUCAUCCCACUCAAGGUGUUCGGAUUCUGGAGUUUGAGAGUAACAGUAAUCAAAUUGGAGCUCGAUCCUCAGCAGAAGUUGAAUUAUGGGACUGCAGUGGAGACCAAAAAUUUGAUGAGUGCUGGCCAGCUAUUAUGAAGGAUGCUAAUGGUGUAGUGAUUGUAUACAACCCAGAUGUUCCCACACAUGAGAGAGAACUGGACAUGUGGUACAGCCACUUUGUUGUACAGCAGGCUCUACGAGAAACCAACUGUCUCAUCAUGGGCCAUGUCAAGCCAUCUGCUAAAAAUUUAACUGUGCAAAUGCCAUCAUCAAUGUCCAAAGUACAGCAUGUGCAAACCAACCUGGAGGAAGAUGCUGAAGGGGUGAGGAGGGACUUCAACAGUUUUCUGGCCAAAUUACUGAGCAGCAUGAGUCGUAAACAGGAUCAAGAAGAGCUGAGUAUCAUACAGUAGUUUCUUAUACUAGCAGUAAUUUGUAAGGAUUUAUUGUGAUUUUAAUACUGUUUGUAUACACAUCGAUCAUGAUCCAAUAUUUCAGUUCAAUUGUCUUUUGAAGGGAAGGAAAAGACAGUGUUGUUGUGCUCGAACCUAUAAUUUGUCAUAUUAUGGUGAUUUACAUUUGAGGUGAAAACACUCACCCGUGUACAGUCAAGAUGCAUUGCGAUUUAUGUAAGCCGAAGGACUGUAAGAGCUGGUAUUUUUGAGGGUUUUAUUUCAAGACUAAUGGGUGAUUACUACUUAUUUGUUUUUGUAUGCAGUCCCACCCCAUUAGUAAUCUCAUAUUUUGAGAGUCCGAUACUUUUAGCUCAUCUGGCUUCACAUUAAAUGAUGUGAUUUAAAUUUGAGUUCCUUUUAGCUGCAUAAUAUGACAAUUAACACAAGACAUGUUUUCAAUAACUUUUUUGCUUUCACUCUGUACUGAACCUCCCUAAAGCCCCUUUGUCCUUAAAUAAUAUGAGUCAGUGAAGAAAACAGGUUAUUUAAUGAUAUUUCCCAUUGGUAAUUGAGAUGAACAAAUAGUUUCCACCAUGACUCGUUAUUGGAAAUCAUAAUCACAAGAUCCCUGACAUGAGAAUGUUCAAGCUUUUUAUUAAAGCCAUUAUACACUUUCGGUACAGAAAACGAAGCAAAAAGUUCACAGAUUUACAAAUAAUUUACAGUGU
Asterias rubens (European starfish) is the source of this 1320-nucleotide messenger RNA. Its product is annotated as intraflagellar transport protein 22 homolog. The transcript is spliced from 6 exons. The record is from RefSeq and is a predicted model, not a curated record. NCBI's taxonomy places the organism in Eukaryota, Metazoa, Echinodermata, Asteroidea, Forcipulatida, Asteriidae. Gene Ontology annotation, molecular function: GTPase activity. The coding region runs from base 56 to 610 and encodes 184 amino acids. Gene Ontology annotation, cellular component: endomembrane system. Gene Ontology annotation, biological process: intracellular protein transport.